AUGGUGGGCGUGGUGUGUGCCACGUGGAUUUGGAGUCAGGUGGCUUUUGGAUCUUUCUAUCCGUUGCCCGUCGAUGGUGUAGAAAUUCGUGUUUCUUUCAUUCUGGAGGUUGCUGGUGGCAGAAUGCUGCGCAGGAUGGAGGGAAGGCAGCGGAGGGUCACUCUGGAGGCUGGGCACGCUAGCCGGGCAGUGAAGGGUGGGGCUGUACGGAGGCCCAGUGGGGGAGGGGGCAGGGAUGAGUGCUGGAGGCACAGGGGGCCCUGGCAGUCCGCAGCCCAGCGUUGCAGGCACCGAGUGUCCGAGGGUGGAGAUGCCCAGCCAGGGUCUGCCGAUGUGCUGCUGUGGUCAGCCAACAAGGUGUUUGAGGAGCUGACAGACAUCGAGAGGCAAUUCCACAAGGCCUUCUACACCGUGCGGGCCUAUCUGAACUGUGACCGAUACUCGGUGGGCCUCCUGGACAUGACCAAGGAGAAGGAAUUCUUUGAUGUGUGGCCUGUGCUCAUGGGAGAAUCCCAGCCGUACUCAGGCCCAUGCACGCCAACGGCCACGUAAGAAAUCAUCUUCUACAAAGUCAUUGACUACAUCCUCCAAAGUCAUUCCGUAAGUGCCAGGCUUCACAAUAGGCGUCCCCGCAGGAGGGACACCCUCAGCCCCAGGCGUGGCUUCAGGACCACAGUGGGCACUCCACCGGCCGCCCACUGGGCCCUGGCCAGCGGCCUUCCGCCCUGCGUGGCAGAAAGUGGCUUUGUGAGUCCCGUGCUGUCUGGGCCGCGGCCCUGCCCUGGCCUGGUGCCUCCCUGCCUGUCUCCCUGUGCCGCAGCCAGCCCUCAGCUGCUGCGCUUUGCCAGCUUCCAAGUUCGCCCCUUGCCAAUUCGUAACAACACGAAUGCCUCCGCUGAUGAAGUGUUCCAAUUUCAGCCAACCAGGGGGCGCCUGGGGAAGGAGCCUGCUGACUGCGAUGAGGACGAGCUCGGGUCGAUCUUGAAGGAAGAGCUGCCGAGGCCCAGGAAGUUUGACAUCUAUGAGUUCCACUUCUCUGACCUGGAGUGCACAGAACUGGAGUUGGUCAAAUGUGGCAUCCAGAUGUACUACGAGCUGGGCAUGGUCCGCAAGUUCCAGAUCCCCCAGGAGGUCCUCGUGCGGUUCCUGUUCUCUAUCAGCAAAGGGUUCUGGAGAAUCAACUACCACAACUGGUGGCAUGGCUUCAGUGGCCCAACAAUGUUCACGUUGCUCAUGACGGGCAAGCUGAAGGGCUACUACAUGGACGUGGAGGCCUUCACCAUGGUGACAGCCAGUCUGUGCCAUGACAUCAACCACCGCGUCACCAACAACCUGUACCAGAUGAAGUCCCAGAAUCCCUUAGCCAAGCUCCGUGGCUCUUUAAUUUUGGAACGCCACCACCUGGGGUUUGGGAAGUUCCUGCUCUCGGAGGAGAGCUUGAACACUUACCAGAACCUGAAGCGACGUCAGCAUGAGCACGUGAUCCACCUCAUGGACAUUGCCAUCACUGCAACAGACCUGGCGCUCUGUUUCAAGAAGAGGAUGAUGUUCCAGAAGAUCGUGGACGAGCCCAAGAAAUAUGAGGACAAGAAGAGCUGGGUGGAGUACCUGUCCCUGGAGACAACGCGGAAGGAGAUUGUCAUGGCCAUGAUGAUGACGGCCUGUGACCUGUCUGCCAUCAAGGUUAGUGCUCAAGUUGCUCUUCUGGUGGCCGCUGAGUUCUGGGAACAAGGUGACUUGGUAAGGACAGUCUUGGAUCAGCAGCCCAUUCCUAUGAUGGACAGGAACAAGGCAGCAGAGCUCCCCAAGCUGCAGGUUGGCUCCAUCGACUUCGUGUGCACAUUCCUGUCCAAGUGUUUCGCCCGUUUCCACGGAGCGAUCCCGCCGUGUCUGAACGGUGCAGAGCGGCAGGAGGGAGCGGAGGCGCCGGCCGAGGAGUGCGAGGCCAAGGCGAAGGCCCUGGAGGGGGAGGAGGAGGAGGAGGAGGAGCAGCCACCGAGAAGGGGCUGCGCUCCCGGCCCGGCCCGCGGGGCGGCACCGCCGGACCUCCCGGUGGGCACAGAAAUUUGCAAUGGUGGCCCAGCAGCCAAGUCUUCAACCUGCUGCCUCCUGUGA
Lemur catta (Ring-tailed lemur) is the source of this 2115-nucleotide messenger RNA. Its product is annotated as rod cGMP-specific 3',5'-cyclic phosphodiesterase subunit beta-like. Gene Ontology annotation, molecular function: 3',5'-cyclic-nucleotide phosphodiesterase activity. Lineage: Eukaryota; Metazoa; Chordata; Mammalia; Primates; Lemuridae. The record is from RefSeq and is a predicted model, not a curated record. Gene Ontology annotation, biological process: signal transduction; retina development in camera-type eye. Gene Ontology annotation, cellular component: photoreceptor outer segment membrane.